CAAAAAAUGAAUCAAUAAACGUUGAAUGAUACUGUAAUAGUAGAGUGGAAGCAAAAGUGGAAGCACUGAAACGAUACGAUUAAUAAUAAAAAGAAUUUGUAUGAUUCAAAAUGUUCCGUAAGUGACUUGGAAAUUUGAAUAACAAUCAGUAAUUGAUGAAUCCACCGGAACAGCAUCGUGAUGCUCAACCUUCGGGUCAUCGGUCAUGCUUCAGUGAUGCUGACUUCAUGUCAUUCAACGAGACAGUUCGACGAAUGUUCGAAAAUUUAUUCCAUGGCUUAGAGCAACAUUACCGCCAACUUGGAAUUGGCUGGAGUGGCUCAUCGAUGAAUGUGUCACCAUUUCAAUACAAUUUUGGCAGUUCAGUUGGACAGAUCGUAAAUGAUGCGGAAAAAUUUGUCAUGGAAAUGGAUGUGUCACAGUUUCAUCCAGGUGAUUUAAAAGUCAGUCUACGCCAUGGUGAACUUUCAAUUGAAGGACAUCAGAAGCAACAACGUGAUCGGCAUGGUUCGAUUGAACGACACUUCAUCCGUCGAUUCACGCUACCUGAUGAUGUCGAUGAUACUACUUUAAUUUCUCACUUAAAGGAUAAUGGUAUUCUAGAAGUAAGCGCUCGAAAGAAGAAUGUUGCACCAAUAACUCCAACACGAAAUAUUCCUAUCCAAACGUAUAACGUUGAUCAGCAACGUUCAAAACCUCCAAAACGUAAUGAUUCAACUACAAGUCGUACAGGAACAAAUAAUCACUGAUUGAAUACAUUUAACACUUAACAUUUUAUCAGUACCAUUCUAGAAUGUCAAAUAAACAGAUGUC
Loa loa (African eye worm) is the source of this 813-nucleotide messenger RNA. RefSeq names its product small heat shock protein. Bases 156 to 749 code for a protein of 197 amino acids. Gene Ontology annotation, molecular function: protein folding chaperone. The transcript has 4 exons. The record is from RefSeq and is a predicted model, not a curated record. Gene Ontology annotation, biological process: response to heat; protein refolding; IRE1-mediated unfolded protein response. NCBI's taxonomy places the organism in Eukaryota, Metazoa, Nematoda, Chromadorea, Rhabditida, Onchocercidae.